UAGACUGCAGUUGAUGAUGCAGCAGACAUGCGAGUCAGUGUUUGUCUGGAGAGUGAGUGUGAGUCCGGAAGCGGCUGGUUUUCCCUGAAGCUGGAAUGUGCAGCUGGACUCUCAGCGGGGAAUGUGCAUGCAGUGAGAAGUGAUUCCUCCCUUACCAUUCUUUGAAGAUGGACAAAUCACUCGGCCUGAUCUUCCUGUGGAUCUGUGUGGGUCACAUGGCACACGCUGCUCUCAUGGAGAAACUGGCAAACUUCAAGAUCUGUGCAGACAAGGACUGCUCAUAUGUGAUUGCAAUGGCUAAAGCUCUUAAAGACUACGUCGCUUCAGACUGCAGAUACAUCAACCUGAGACGUGGCCAGAGUAUCUAUGUGUUUUCUAAACUCAAGCCUGUAGAGGGAGCCGGAGUCUUCUGGUCUGGAAGUGUCUACGGUGAGCGCUAUGUAGACCAGAUGGGUGUGAUCGGAUAUUUCCCCAGUAACUAUAUCAAUGAGACACAUGCUUUUCAGGAGAAAACGGUUGAGAUCCCAACCACUGACAUGGACUUCUUCUGUGUUUAAAGACCGCAACUUACACUAGCGGUUCUCAACCGUUUCGACUCUAAGGCUAUUGUCCAUAGUUCACAACAAUAUUCAAAGGCCCCCUAUAGGCCUAGUUUUGUCUUCAAAACUUAUUUUAAUCUAGUUUCUGUAAAGUAAAAUAAGUGACUGAAAUAAUAAUGAUUCAAAUAAGAGCUUAAUGUUCUUCAGGGAUCGCACUCUUUUUUAACCAAUUAUUUUACACAACUUUUCCAGUCGUUUAUAAUAAGAAUUAAGGAUAGAGAUUUGAAAUUCAUCGUUUCUCACAGUUUCUACAUGAGAAAAUUCUUUAGAGCUUGGCAUAAGAAAAAUGUAUGUUCUUUAUAAAAGUGCCCAAAACUUUUGUAAUUAGUCUACCUCAUAUCUCAAGGUUUUCCAAAACAUUCUUCAAAGGAAAAAAAAAAAAGUUGAGUGGGACAAUUCAA
Sinocyclocheilus anshuiensis is the source of this 1000-nucleotide messenger RNA. Its product is annotated as otoraplin-like. Gene Ontology annotation, biological process: cartilage condensation. Lineage: Eukaryota; Metazoa; Chordata; Actinopteri; Cypriniformes; Cyprinidae. The transcript is spliced from 4 exons. The coding region runs from base 168 to 557 and encodes 129 amino acids. The record is from RefSeq and is a predicted model, not a curated record. Gene Ontology annotation, molecular function: protein binding.